GUUCACCUCCCCUCACGCUGGGGCAGGCAGGGGGGCCCCCCACUCCUGCCGUUACAUGGUGAGGUGGAGACGCCGCCAGCACCCAGAGAAUGGUGAAUAACACUGAAGACCCUCAAGAGGCUUUGUGACGUCCCAUCCCCAUGUAAAGUAUGCUCAGAACUUUUCCAGUAGUUCUGCUGGAAACCAUGUCUCACUACACAGACGAACCAAGAUUUACCAUAGAGCAGAUAGACCUGCUUCAGCGCCUGAGACGUACUGGAAUGACCAGACAUGAAAUCCUUCAUGCUCUGGAAACCUUGGAUCGUCUUGAUCAAGAGCAUAGUGACAAAUUUGGGAGAAGGUCUAGCUAUGGAGGUGGUUCCUACAGCAACAGUACCAACAAUGUCCCAGCAUCUUCCUCUACAGCCACAGCUUCAACACAGACCCAGCAUUCUGGGAUGUCCCCAUCACCAAGCAACAGUUACGAUACCUCCCCACAACCUUGCACUACUAAUCAGAAUGGGAGGGAGAGUAACGAGAGGUUGUCUGCAUUCAAUGGGAAGAUGUCACCUACCCGCUACCCACUUGCAAACAGCUUGGCUCAAAGGUCAUACAGUUUUGAAGCUUCUGAAGAGGACUUGGACAUUGAUGACAAAGUGGAGGAACUGAUGAGGAGGGACAGCAGCGUGAUAAAGGAGGAAAUCAAAGCCUUCCUAGCCAAUCGGAGAAUUUCCCAAGCAGUUGUUGCACAGGUAACAGGUAUCAGUCAGAGCCGGAUCUCCCAUUGGCUAUUGCAGCAGGGGUCGGACCUGAGUGAACAGAAGAAAAGGGCAUUUUACAGAUGGUACCAGCUUGAGAAGACAAAUCCUGGGGCUACAUUAAGCAUGAGACCCGCUCCUAUCCCAAUAGAAGAGCCAGAAUGGAGACAGACGCCUCCCCCAGUCACAGCUACCUCUGGGACCUUCAGACUACGGCGAGGCAGUCGGUUCACCUGGAGAAAGGAGUGCCUGGCUGUUAUGGAAAGUUACUUCAAUGAGAAUCAAUAUCCAGAUGAAGCAAAGAGAGAAGAAAUUGCAAACGCCUGUAAUGCAGUUAUACAAAAGCCAGGGAAAAAGUUAUCGGAUUUGGAACGAGUUACCUCCCUUAAAGUGUACAACUGGUUUGCCAACAGAAGAAAGGAAAUCAAGAGAAGAGCCAAUAUCGAAGCAGCAAUCCUGGAGAGCCAUGGAAUAGAUGUACAGAGUCCAGGAGGUCAUUCCAACAGUGAUGACGUUGAUGGCAAUGACUACUCGGAGCAGGACACUUGGCAAGUACGCAAUGGGGAGGAGGAGGGAAGAUGUUCAGAGGGAGGCAGAGAAGCAGAGAAGGUAGAAGAAGACAGGAGGAUCUGCUCCAAACAAGCAAGUUACACCAUUCACGCCACACGCAAUGAUGACAGCACUAGCCAUAGUGACCAUCAAGACCCCAUUUCUUUAGCCGUGGAAAUGGCAGCAGUAAACCACACCAUCUUGGCAUUGGCCCGGCAAGGAGCCAACGAGAUCAAGACAGAAGCUCUAGACGACGACUGAUACAAAGAGAGGGGAGGGUCAAAGCAAGAAGUAACUUAGUUUUAGACGUAGCACCUUAGCAGACUUUUCCUCAGUCCUUAAUAUGUGUUCUUACAGUAUAACUUUGCAGUUUCUUGUACGUCAGUUAGCUGUUAGGGUCUUGUUCUGUGAAGAUGGCAUGGUGCCCUCAGCCUUUGCAUAUACUCUCUCAGUAUUAAUUCCCAGUAAAUAAUCAAUCAACCAACCAACCUCCCUCUCCCAGCCCCAGUGGCUAGAAAAAUCUUGCUGCUCUGUCUUAGCAUUCAAAGUGCUUCCAGGUAUUUUAGACAGCCCUCAAUUACAAGUCUUAGGCUACACUUAAAACCUUGGAUAACCUUAGAGAUCGUGUUAAAAAUAGUCUGUAUGCUUUUCCUUCUCUGAGACUGAAAGGAUGCAAGCUGAGGUAGUGGCACAGGGUCGAUGGACACCAGAUCGGGAGUAUCACCAGAGAGUAAAAAGAACACUAGAAACCCCACUUCAGCAUGGGAAUAAAUCAUUUCCAGCUGCAAUAAGCCGUGCCUCACUGGUCAUACAGUGACUUGAUAUACUUUUGGGUGCUGUGCUGAGAAUGUCCAUUGGAAACACAUUCACGUAUUUUGGUUGAUGUUCACAUAUUCAACACAGACAUCCUCUACUCUCACAAGCUACGUGGCUUAGUGGAUAAGUACUGCCUUCUGCCUCUGGGACCAUGAUUGAAGCCCAGCCUGGGAUCAUAUGAAAAAUGAGCUGAAUGUCUAAUGGACAACAGUCCACUUCUCAAAACCACUAUUCAUUAUUUGGCAUGGCUAGCAGUGCCUGCUCAGAAGAGGUCUAGACUCUAUUGAUCUGUCAUUAACAAUUUUACCUAUUAUUCUUCCUCUCACCUUUUCUGUCCCCACCCUACUCCCCUCUCCACUUUGCUGCUUUCAAAAGCAAUGUUUUCCAGGAAAGCUAUUUAAGUCAUAAAAUGGGUGAGUGGAUUUUUACACAUCUGUGUAACUAAUGCCUACAUCCUGAGUAGCCUGAAAGGUUCUUGGAGAACUUUUGCAUCUGACCUUUGCUAGGAAACCAUCGUAGCAUAAAUAUUCUCCUAAUUACGAACUCUUUUUGUUUGUUUAAAGGCAGGAGGAUCUCUUACCUGAGAAAUGGGGUGUGAAUGUUUUGUGUUCUCUCUACUCUGUCCUUGUUAAGAUGUGAGAAAGCUCUACGGCUACGAGCAAUUUAAUUAAUAAUUGGAAGCCAUACUGAUAAUGGAUGUGGUAAUAUUUGUAAAGCAAACCUACUUUAAGUAGCAGAAACUAAUGGAAUUGUUUUCCUUGAUCAUAUGUAGCACUUUUGUUACUUUUUUCUUAAAGAUAUUUAUAUUUGAUAAGUCUUUUUUUUAUCAUUUGAGAAUUCAAAAUACCAAACAGCAAACUUGCAUUACAGAGUCACCCUGCGAUCACCUUGUCAUCUAGUAUCUAAAUGAUGAACUGUGUGUGCAUCUAAGAAAAUUACAUCUGCUAGCAUUGUGUGGAAAUGAUCUCCUGGCAUCCUGAUAAAAUGAUAUGCUGCUGCUGGUAAGAGGAAACAUUUCAAUGGAAACAGC
Messenger RNA from Melopsittacus undulatus (budgerigar), 3132 nucleotides. RefSeq names its product homeobox containing 1 (gene HMBOX1). Gene Ontology annotation, biological process: positive regulation of DNA-templated transcription. NCBI's taxonomy places the organism in Eukaryota, Metazoa, Chordata, Aves, Psittaciformes, Psittaculidae. The transcript is spliced from 11 exons. Gene Ontology annotation, molecular function: double-stranded telomeric DNA binding. The record is from RefSeq and is a predicted model, not a curated record. Bases 150 to 1547 code for a protein of 465 amino acids. Gene Ontology annotation, cellular component: nucleus.